This is a messenger RNA of Rhincodon typus (whale shark), 7320 nucleotides long. It is a transcript of the gene dab2ipb, whose product is annotated as DAB2 interacting protein b. The transcript is spliced from 15 exons. The record is from RefSeq and is a predicted model, not a curated record. The coding region runs from base 183 to 3413 and encodes 1076 amino acids. Gene Ontology annotation, biological process: regulation of GTPase activity. Lineage: Eukaryota; Metazoa; Chordata; Chondrichthyes; Orectolobiformes; Rhincodontidae.
UUCAGUAACGCGGAGCCGCACUUGCAUGCUGACAGUUCUCUCAUAUUGCAACUGCCAGUGGAGGACAAACCACACCCAGUUCUUGACAACAGUCAGCUGCUGUAUUCUGAAAUUUAAAGGUCCAGAUUAACAGACAGCCACCUGGUAGCUGCUGUCAAACAGUAAUUCCCAGAUCACGUCUAAUGCCGAGGUUGAAAGAAUCACGUUCUCACGAGUCUUUGCUCAGUCCUAGUAGUGCUGUGGAGGCAUUGGAUCUCAGUAUGGAGGAAGAAGUCGUGAUUAAAUCUGUUCACAGUAGUAUCCUGGGACAGGAUUAUUGUUUUGAGGUGACAACUUCAACAGGCAGCAAGUGCUUUUCAUGUCGUUCAGUAGCAGAAAGGGAUAAGUGGAUGGAAAAUCUACGCCGUGCAGUACAGCCAAAUAAGGACAACAGCAGACGCGUAGAGAACCUGCUCAAACUAUGGAUUAUCGAAGCCAAGGAUCUGCCAGCCAAGAAAAGAUACUUCUGCGAACUCUGCCUUGAUGAUACGCUGUAUGCACGGACUACCUGCAAGCUGAAAACGGACAAUGUUUUCUGGGGAGAGCACUUUGAGUUCAGUAACCUGCCCGCAGUAAGAAACAUUACAGUGCACUUGUAUAAAGAGACUGAUAAAAAGAAAAAGAAAGAUAAGAAUAACUACGUGGGUCUGGUGAACAUCCCAAUUGCAACUGUGACAGGGCGACAAUUUCUGGAGAAAUGGUACCCUGUGAGCAUGCCCAACCCAAGCAAGGGCAAAUCAGUGGGGCCGAUGAUUAGAAUCAAAGCUCGCUAUCAGAGCAUGAGCAUUCUUCCAAUGGAGCUCUAUAAAGAAUUUGCCGAGUACAUUACAAAUAACUAUAUGCUGUUGUGCUCAGUGUUGGAGCCUGUGUUGAGUGUCAAAAGCAAGGAGGAGAUGGCUUGUGCAUUAGUGCACAUUCUGCAAAGCACUGGGAAGGCUAAGAUGGAUGUCAAACUAAGGCCCCAGCUGCAAUUCCAGGAUUUCUUGGCAGAUUUGAUGAUGUCUGAAGUUGAUCGUUGUGGUGACAACGAACAUCUAAUUUUUCGAGAAAACACCUUAGCAACCAAAGCAAUAGAAGAGUAUCUAAAGUUGGUUGGCCAGAAGUAUCUUCAAGAUGCACUCGGAGAGUUCAUCAAGGCUCUCUAUGAAUCAGAUGAGAAUUGUGAGGUGGAUCCAAACAAAUGCUCAUCAGGAGACCUUGCCGAGCAUCAGAGCAACCUGAAAAUGUGCUGCGAGCUGGCAUUCUGCAAGAUCAUUAACUCAUACUGCGUGUUUCCACGAGAGCUGAAGGAAGUGUUUGCAUCGUGGAGGCAGGAGUGCAGCAACCGUGGACGUCCUGACAUCAGUGAGAGAUUAAUCAGUGCUUCCCUCUUCCUGCGGUUCCUGUGUCCAGCCAUUAUGUCCCCUUCUCUCUUCAAUCUUCUGCAGGAAUACCCAGAUGACCGCACCGCUCGCACUUUGACCUUAAUUGCCAAGGUUACCCAGAACUUAGCCAAUUUUGCAAAGUUUGGUAGCAAGGAAGAAUAUAUGUCUUUCAUGAAUCAAUUCCUUGAACAUGAGUGGACCAACAUGCAGCGAUUCUUACUGGAAAUUUCCAAUCCAGAAACCAUUUCAAAUACAGCAGGAUUUGAGGGUUACAUUGAUCUGGGUCGAGAACUCUCCACCCUACAUUCGCUGCUCUGGGAAGUGGUUUCGCAAAUGGAGCAGGCAACUUCAACAAAGCUUGGCCCCUUGCCUCGCAUUUUAAGAGAUGUCAACACUGUACUGACCAACCCAGGAGCUGUACCUGUGCCAACGACCUCUGACCCAUGCACCUCAACACCAAAUCCCUCCAAUAGCAGCAUAUCCUCAGGACUGCAGAAAAUGGUGAUAGAUAAUGAAUUUAGUGGUUUAUUAGAUUGUACAAGGUUACCCUCUCCUACCCCAGAAAACAAGGACUUAUUUUUUGUCACAAGGUCCUCUGCAGUGCAGCCAUCCCCUGCUCGCAGCUCAAGCUAUUCCGAAGCCAAUGAAGCAGAGCAACAAAUGCCAAAUGGUAAUAAAAGUGUAUCAAUGGUCGAUUUGCAAGAGAACCGCAGUUUGGACAGUACAACAAGUGCUCCCAAUACAGGUGAUUCCCUAAAUGAUAGUCAAGGAUCCAGUGGGCAGUUACAGACAAUGUGGGCUCCAAGACCCUCUCAAAAUGCAGUAUCAAGUGGGGCUGGGAAUGUAGGACGAAAGCCUGGACAAACAGCAAGCACCCCUAAUGCAGAUGGCACACCAGGAAGACCACAACUUCUGGCACCAUUAUCUUUCCAAAACCCAGUGUACCAGAUGGCAGCAGGUAUUCUAGUUUCACCACGUGGAGUGGCAGACUCAGGAUCAGAAUGUCUCAGCUCUAUUAGCUCCCACAGCAAUAAUGAAGAACUGGCGGCCAACAAAUCCACUUUUCUUAGCCAUACGAGCACAGAAGACUUUACCAGGCGUUCUGGAGAAUUCACAAGAAGACAGCUCUCCUUAACAGAGAAAGUUCCUCAGAGUGUAGUACCACGUCAGAACAGUGCAGGCCCACAACGCCGAAUUGACCAACCUCCACCAGCAGCUAGGGGUAGGACACCACCAGCCUUAUUAUUCAACACCCCUCAGUAUCCAAGGCCUUCCAGUGGAGGUAUUACACCAUCCUCAUCAGAAUGGCCAAGCACUGGCACAAAGCUGCGACAGCAAUCAUCUUCUUCUAAAGGGGAUAGUCCUGAAAUGAAGCAACGCACAAUACAAAAACAGGCCCCCUCACCUGCGAAUGCCUUGUCCUCAGUGGACCGCACUGCAGCAUGGCUGAUGAAUAUGAACAUGCAAUUCAUAGAUGAUGAAACAGUGGACCCAGGCUCUAAGCGCAGGGAUGAUGUCAGACCUAAAGAGGAACUUAGCCAGAUAGAGAAGUAUCAGCAGGAGAUUGCUAUACUUCAGGAUAAACUGAGGGCAUCCAAUCGGAAGCUGGAAGAAUAUGAGGUACAUUUAAAGAACCAAGAGGAACAUGCACAAAAGAUGAUGCUGGAAUACCAAGCCAGGCUGGAGGAGGGUGAGGAACGACUUCGCAGACAACAAGACGACAAGGAGGUGCAGAUGAAAGGCAUUAUCAGCAGAUUAAUGGCUGUUGAAGAUGAGCUGAAGAAAGAUCAUGCAGAGAUGCAGGCAGCAGUAGACUCUAAGCAGAAGAUCAUUGAGGCACAGGAGAAACGCAUUGUCUCACUGGAUGCAGCUAAUGCCCGAUUGAUGAGUGCCCUGUCACAGUUGAAGGAGCGAUACAGCAUGCAAAGCCGCAAUGGCAUCUCCCCGACCAAUCCCACUAAACUACAAAUCACUGAAAACGGGGAAUUCAGAAACAGCAGCAAUUGCUAGUUUGAUGAUCCAUAUCUGCAAAUGCCAUUAGUGUAUAUCAUGUGUGCUUACAACACAAGGUGUGUUAAAGCAUAGGCAACAGCUAGAGUAACAGAGAAACUUGUGUCCAAAUAUCUUUUGAUUAAGUUUGUUUGUUUAUAAGAAGUUCCUUUACAUGGCCACUUGGACAAAAAAGCAUGUUAAUCAGAAAAAAGUAGUAAACCUUGGAAAGUUUCAGACAAAUAUGUUGCACUGGAGUACCUCUAAUGUUUAAGAUAUGGGGUGCCGAAUGUCAACUUAAAGCGUGCAGUCAGAUUUUGAUGAUGAAAUUACCAUGAACAUAAAGCAGUGCUGAGAAAUUUUGUUUUCCACCAAUGCAGAUUCUGUUCGAUUACUCCUGGGCCUCUCCGUUUUUAGUGCUCAAUUAUAAUAUUCUCAAUCUCAAGUGGAUCCACUGAACAGUUUAUCUGGGGAUAUUUGGCUAUUGCUUUAUCUCCACCAUAAUUGGGUAUACAGACCUAAAUGAUACACCAGUUUUAUAGAAGCAAUAGUACUUUGUCCCCUCGUUAUGUAUCACUUAACUUACUGAUACUUAGUGUUUUCCAAUUUUGAACUCCCAUGUGCGAGCUUUGUAGCUCUGUCUAUUUUGCACUUUUACCAUGCACAUGAAGUUUUUUUGGGGAAUACGAUUUUCUUAUUUUUUUGAAGCCUUUUAUAAGAAAAUGCUACUUCUUACAGCUCAUGGAAACAUGCGGAUUCAUGUGCACUUAUCUGGAUUAUACUACUCAGCAUAUUCAACCAGGUAAAGACAUCCUCUAACUUACAGAAGAAUGCUUUGAAGGCGCUGGGAGGUGCUGCAUAGAAGUUAUGUACUGAGAAAGCCUGACUACAACAUGAUUCUUUGACUGAAUAAUCAGCUCCUGAAUCAAAGUGAUAUAUGAAAGAAGCAGAAAGUAGGCUUGUACUCACUAAGUAUGUGAAUCACUGCUUUGGAUGCAUCUGAUAUUUAUUUAAUCUUCCCAGUUAUCUUCAGACAACUUGUUAAGUUGGUUUAAUUUUCAUUUAUGCACCAUUUGCUUUUAAAAAUUCCUUUUACUAUAAAAGGCUUUUCUGUACAAAUUGAUGGUGUUGGUGUAUCUUCCAUAUUCUGCUGCUCCCAGAGAAACAGAUGGACACUGCUGUUUCAAAAAAAAUUCUGAUUUUAAAACUAAAUCUUUAAAAUGAUACGGUAAGAUUAGUUCUAUUAAAAUUUAUACCUGUGUGUGUUUUGAGGGUAUUUAAAAACCCAAGAGAAAGAUUAACUCUUCCUGAAAAUUUUUACUUUUAACUGUGUCAGUCAAUUUUUGCAUCAGUACUGUGUUAAAAUCCUAUGUAUCUGACAAACUGUAUAUAGUUAACAUCUGUUUCUGGUACUGCUUGUCUCAAAGUCGCGGCAGAGUGACUGCAUCUUUAACUGCUGUUUAUGUCGUUAAAAAUAUGUCUAAAAUGCCAGUGGUGGCAAAAUAAAACCACUUUAUAUAGGCAAACAAAAUCACUGUGUGAUUGCAAUCUGUGGUUCUGUAGUUCAAGACCAUUUGUUAUACUUAUUGACUUUUCAGAUUUGCAGCAUCUUAAGUUGCGUUUGUAUUUAGCUACACUGACAUAUGACAAGUAUCAUGACUGCACCAGUGAUUUGGUAUAAUAAGCCCACUAGCCAGUUCUUGGUGGUUUCAUAGAGAAAAAAAAAGGAGAAUGAUUGUGUACUGAUUUAGGCACUACCAUGGAAUGCAAGAAGACAAAAGGGGAAAACAACAUAGCAAUGUCCUGAAAUUCUCCCCACUAGCUAAAAUAAGAUGUGCUAUGCAUCCUAUAACCAACAUAAAACAGGAAUUCAUUGUCAAAAGAGAUUUGAAACAAGAAGUCAUCUUUUUAAAAUGCACUGCUGAACCAGAACAUUCUUAACUAUACCCAUGUAGUAAUUAAACAAUGUCAGCCUUUCUUAGGAUUUUUAAAAAAUUAUUUUGUAUGUUUGUAGUUAAAAGGUUUUAUAAUUUUCAGUUUUUAAAUGCAUGUAAAAUAAUAAGUAAAAUACCAUGUUUGUAAUUUGAAUUAAAGUGCACAUUGUUAAUUUUAUUUAUUUUAUAAACUGUGAAGGCCCUUAAAACAGUAAAUGUGUAAAAACCAUAGGUAUCAUUUUUCUGGGUUUCAACUCCUGUACAGUAAACAGAGCCACAGACCUUGAGGUAAUGCUCUCCAAACUUCCCAAUGUAAAUCACAUUUUAAUGCCUUAGAUAUCCUGUGACUACAGAGUGAAAAUUGAUGGCGGCAGGGCGAAAGAUCUGGGAGAGUUAGAGAUAAUUCAGCAUGUGGGAGAGUGGGGAGGAGAAUUGUUGAGUGGGAGGGGGGGUAAUACUUGAUUGGGGUGGGAGAGUUAGGGAUUUAAAACUGCAAACUGACCAAAAAGCAAAGACUAAAAACCUUGUAGCAGCAAUCAGGCCUCAAAACAGAUACACCCACCAACAAAAAAAUUAAAUGAACAUUUAAAAAGUAGUCUUACCACAGUGUAUGCUAGAGGCGCCGCUGCCGCUGCAGAGAUAGUGACCCCCAAAAUCUUGUCCUGUGUCACUAGAGUCUAAGAGUCUCUGCCUGAAGGAGGUCAAAGUGUCUUCACAGUCACCAAUUUCCUUAACACAGUCGUUGACACUAUUUCUUUGCUGUAUGUUAGCAAUAACAUUGGGUAGCUGACACUGGUCUUAGAAGAGAGUCCUAGGGAUGUAUUACCACUUGCAAGGAUCCAGGUAUGAACCAUCAUCUGCUGGGAUCUCUCCACAUAAACAAAAUGUUAGAAAAUCAUAUGUAAACCUUGUAAUUUUCAAUUCGAUUGAAAUGAACCAUACUUUAAUAUUAAAAGACCAAUUAUCCUUACCAAAAAAAAAACAACUUGCUCCAUCUUUAACAUUGUAACUUCAUGCUUAGUACUUGGUAAAACCAAAAAUACUUCAAGGGCAGAUUUUUCACUGAAAAUAAAAUGGACGUAUUUAGAAGAUUCUGUCAGUGUUUGAACAAACUGCGGUAGGAGCUUAAACAGCACUACAUUCCAAGGUGCCAAAGGUCUGAAGGUCUGCAGCAUUUUUCUUCAGAUAGAAGCUUUCCUAAAAAAGGUGACUCUGUUCAGUCUCCUCAGACAUAGCAUUAUGCCAAAGAUUUUGCAUCUUUUGGCAUCUUAGGAUACUGCAGGUUUGUUAUUUCCAUGGGCAGUUCUUAGACUAAAAUUCAGAAUUAUUCCCAGGCCAUGAAAAAAUCCACGGGCGUCUACAAUUAAUUGGAUUUAUAUGCUGUGCUGUUGGCUUUGUCUAUAAAUGUUAGCAUGAGAAAAGAUAAAAGAACAGUUUAGUUCAAAAAGUUGUUUCAGAGAUAGUAGGACCUGCAGAUGCUGGAGACCGAAACGUCAGCCUUCCUGCUCCUCUGAUGCUGCUUGGCCUGCUGUGUUCAUCCAGCUCUACACCUUGUUAUCUCUAGUUCAAAAAGUGAUUGUUUUGUUUUGGAAUUUCCAGCUUUUAAAUGCUAUGUUGAAAGCAAUACCUAUCACUCCUUUUCUACAACUGAAUUUAAAAAUGCAUACUAUCACAGAAUUUGACGUACAUGUCCCAUACUUUAAUUUGCUGCAUAUCAAUCACAGUUUAAAAUAGUUCUAAUUAUUUUGUCCUUAAACGCAGAAUUAAGGGACAUACCUCCAUUAACUGGUGUUUACUGAUACUUGUCCUUGGAAAGCUGUUGUACGUUUUAUAUCCUUACACUUUUGUAAGUAUGUUUAAAGUAUUUGCUGGACUCACUUCAGCUUACUUAACCUGUAAUAAUGUACAAAGAAGUUGGUUGUGUUAAAUAUGUGGCUGUGCAAUUUAUGUACAUUUGCAACUAGACUUAUUAAAGUUUUAUUUAGCUAUUUUAA